Vitrella brassicaformis is the source of this 2984-nucleotide messenger RNA. The record is from the annotation of a GenBank genome assembly. Lineage: Eukaryota; Vitrellaceae.
CCAGUUCACGGAUCCCACACAUGCUUGACUGUCCUUUGCAGCGUGCAGACUAUCGUAAGCCCAUACCGAAACCGGCCCCUCCGAUCAGUACGCCCUCGCACUUAUUCACGCACCUGUGGCCCGGUACUGACCCUGUCUCUGCUGCUCCAUAUACCUCUUGGUUCGGUUGUUCAUCGUGCGUAUCUUAGCGUCGGUCUCCACCUGCUCCUGGCUCUCCUCCCGCCAAAUUCGCUCCCAAAUUCCCCGGGAGUUUGCAAACGCUUUGAUAUCUGGGUUAGGGUUUGAACCCUUCACCCUAGGGCGAGUCAAGAAGUGCGAGGGAAGUGUUUGACAGAGAUCACCGCCAGUGGCGGCCACACACCUCAAUACACCACGGGCAUCCGCCAGUUUCCGUCUCAUCGUGAUUUGUGAGUCCAGGGCGGCAGAUCUGCUUUGAUCUGUGUGAGGUGAGGGCCGUCCGAAGAGGACAGGACACAGAAGGUGCGCGGGCAGGCGGGAAGGAGCAAGGGCGUCGUCGGUGGAGGAAGGCCCCUCAUUCCUCCUUGUGUGCGUGUCACUGUCAGGGCGUCAAGAGGUUGUAGGGCUAUCUCUCUGUGUGCACCACCGAGCCCCACUCAUGGCCGCACGGCAACCAGCAGAUGAGCAGCAGCAGGAGGACUCCGCGGAGCCCCCGAUGGACGUCGACGCCGUGCAGCAACUCCAGAGCGGCGACGAGCCUGACGGUCAGCACCGAACGCCGCAGCACUUGAUUCUGUGUCCAUGUGUGUGCAUGUGGUUGAUUGUGUUCAGGUGAGGACAAUGAGGAGGGCGGUGUGAUGGCCGAUGGGAGCGAAUCGGUGAGGCAUUCGUUCGCGAGCACCCCGUCCGUCCAUGUGGCGCUCGUCACCUGGCUGUUCUCCCGUUGCCUCUGUGUCGCUGUGUCAGGGCGGUGGUAUGCAGGACGACAGUGACGACGGAGGGAUGCUGGACGAAGACCAAGACCAAGACGACGAGAACGGGGACAGUGAGUGGGAAGACGACAGUGACUUAGACAGCGACGGUCAUGACGACGGCUAUGAGGAGGAAGGUACGCCAGACAGACAGACACAUGAGAGGGAGGGGGCGAGGUGCGGGCCCAUACAUGCAUUCGUUCUCGGUGUGCGUCGUCUGAUGGCUGUGUGUGUCCCACCAGGCCACCCGGUGGUGCCAAUCACCUCAGCCGACGGGCCAGACGGCUUCUUGGGAGCCGAUGAGCUGGAGGCGCGAUUCCCUCUCGGCACCAACGAGGCCACCAAGUCGCUGGCAUUGGGCGUCAUCGGCCGCACCAUCCCCAGCGCACAGCACGUGACCGACCUCAUCGAACAGGGAGCCAACCCCAAUAUCAUGCCUCGACUGAAGAGGGAGGGCACCAAGCAUCGUGGGUUCCGCUACCUGCUCCUCGCCAUCGCCAUCGACAGCAAGUCGGACUUCACCGUCGGGACCAUCCAGGCCGAAGACGACAAUGAUGACCGUCCCGUCGCCCUGCCACAGUGGUCGUCGGAUGAGCUGCAGGCGGCCGUCCUCACCGCACUGCUCGACGGAGGCGCCGACACCGAUGCGGCAGCCGAUCGGCCCGGGGAGACGCCCCUCCAAUUGGCGACUGCGUGCGGCAACCGGACGGCCUUCGAGCUGCUGAUGGCGCGUCAAGACAUAGACCUGCGCUCACCAGGCCCACGCAUGGUGAUGAUGCUGCCCCGCUCGCUGCGUCCGCCUCCCCUCGAGUAUCUGCAGCUGCUGCUGUCGAUGUAUGAGCGACUCGUCGCACGAGACCCCACCCUCGCUGCCGAACGAGACAUCUGGGGCUACAGCCUGGUGCAUCGGGCAGCCGAAGUGGCGGGGAGGCACUACCCCCAGCCCUUCAUCAGCAGCUACCUCGACCUCAUCAGAGUGAAGGGGGCCGACAUGACGGCAGGUACCAUUUUUGGAUGUACGCCACUGCACUACGCGGCAGCGUGCGGCUCUCCCUACGUGGCCGACUACCUCUGCCGCAAGCUGCCCGCUGCCGACAUCGACAGACGGGAGAACAACGGCCAGACACCCCUCGCCACAGCUGCCGAGGAGCUCGAUCGCCGCACCCAACGGCUGCAGGACCCGGACACGCCCGAGGCCGCCAAGGAAAAGAUGCGCGCUGAGAGUGACAAGUACAAGCUGACCAUCCGCAGCCUGCUGCGGGCGGGGGCCGACAUCAAUCUAAUCCCCACAGCCACAGAGGAGCGUCACCGUCAGCGCCAGCUGGUGCUGACGGAGUAUGGCACAGUGCUCAACGAGGUGGGCCCUGCAGUGAUGUCGGCCGUCAACGCCGCCCUGGCCCCCCACCGCUCCCUCGCGGCCCUCCUGACCCCCAGGCUGGCCGUCGGCCCGCAGGAGGCCCCCAUCUUCGGCUGGCACAUCGCGUCAUACCUCUUCGACAUGGAUGCCGCCCAGGAGACCAUCAGUGAGGCCAUCGGUGUGCGGCACAGCGACAUGGCCCGGCGUGUGUGUGCGGCAGCGAAGCUCUUCGUCAAGUCGGCAGUGUACCAGGCCAGCAGCAACAGGGAGGUGGUGGGCGGGACGACCAAUGUGGGCGGCCAGGUGGUGCGUGUGCCGCAGCUGCAGUGCUUUGUGGUGGGCGGUGUGGGUGGCCGCGAGAUGGAGUUGCGUGAGGUGGUGCAGCGGGCCAUCCUGGACGAGGCGACCAAGUGGGGGCUGGCGGGGGACAUCGACAACGGCUUCAGCAAGGAUGUGGCUGCGGUGGUGUGGGGGGCGGUGGGGUGUGUCGACAAGGGGCGGGACGGGAGGCAGACAUUCACACCGCUGAGGAUGACAUGAGACAGGCAAACAGGUAGAUGAGGGCGGGCAGGCUGGCUGAGAGAUUUUGCUGUUUGUAUGGGUGGUUGUUGCUCUUUGAUUGAUUGCUUCUGCUUCGUGCCUACCGGCCCCUGCUGUGUGUCACCGGUGUAUCUCUGUAGAUGUGCGGCUCGAUGGAG